UUUUUUUAAUUUUUGCUUGACGAUAAGCUUUGUUUCAGCAAUUGAUGUCUUUGGGUUAAAAGAAAUUGGGAUAAGGUGACAUUUAGUGCUAAAGAGAGAAAAUGGUAACAUUUGAUGCUAAGGUUUGGAUCCCUUCCCUCCCCCCAUUGCACUUUGCUGCCGCAACGGUUUGCAUUAUCCUUUCAUCGCUUCAAAUGCUAACUUUCGAUUGGCUUUGAGCUCCGUUGCUUCGAAUUUCCUUGGAUUUCAUGCUUUUUUCAUCAAAUUUGACUCGGAUUUUGCUGCUUCAUCAUUUUCUGUAUGUUUUGUACCUCCACUGAACCGUGGCGGGGUAUGGGCUUACGCUUGGGGUUUUGAGUUAUUUAAUUCAAUUUUGCUGCGGGAAUUCGAAUUUCAGCGGUGUUAAAUUUUGGCGGAAUUUCGGGCUUUGACAGGCAAGGUUUUGCCGGAGAGAUAGGGGGAACUGUUUUCAAGGUAUUUGAAUUUUCUGACUUUGGUCUUUUCUACGUUUUGAAAAUUUGAAUUUUUCUUGAAUUAAAUCUCAAGGCUGUACUUCCGCAGUUUUCCUGUAUUUUCACUUAAUUUUUAUGGAGUCGUACGAAACGUCGCUGACAAAGAAUUCUGGCUGCAAUAUUUAUGGAGAUGCCUGAAAUUCGGUUGUGGAAAUUGGGUUGAAUUACGCGUAAUACAAAAAAAGUUCGCUCUGUUUCUUUAGAAAGAUUCUUUAUGGCUAUACUGAAGAGAGAAUCUAGGGUUUGGAGGGUUAGUAGAGAGAGUAGCUCAUUGAGCGACGAGGACAGUCGGGAGCAUAAUGUUGAGGCAGAUUCAUCAGAUUCAUGUGAAGGGUCCGAUGUUGGAGAGAUAGGUAGCGAGUUGUGCAGAGUGGGAAAGCACAAUUGUAACAUACCUUAUGAGCUUUUUGACCUGCCAGACUUGAAGCCUAUAUUGUCUCUGGAUACUUGGAAUUAUUGCCUCACUGAUGAAGAGCGCUUCAGUCUUUCGGUCUAUCUUCCGGACAUGGAUCAGGACACUUUUAUGCACACUUUAAAGCAGUUAUUAGCAGGGGAGAAUUUUCAUUUUGGCAGCCCGCUGUUAGAACUUUUUGAAAUGUUGAAAGGUGGCCUCUGUCAGCCAGCGGUAUCUCGCUACCGGCAAUGUUUGGAGUACUUGCAGAGAAAAGCUCACUAUCACUUUCUGAGAAAAUAUCAGAACAAUAUGGUUGAAAAUCUUGUGCAGAUGAAAGAAACUUGGCAAAAUUGCACAUACCUAGGCAUUGAGGAGAGGCUCCACAGGUGGAAUUCAUGGAAGAAUUUGAAGGCAUUGGCAUUGUCUCAAGCUGAGUCACAGUCUUUGUCACACAGGCAUUCAAAGCAAAUGUUGGAGCUUAUGCAGAAGGGAAGACCAGGAAAAUCGUCAGCCUGGUCGAUCAAAUGUUCAAACUUUGUCAAAGAUGACAACAUGUUGAAGGGCGAUCCUUCUCUGCUCAAACGAAAGGGGCUAGCUACUGAAAAUGAUGGCCAAUGUUCAUUGGUAAGAAGGUUGCCUCUUAAAAGUCAAUUGCACAGCCAUUUGCUAGAGGGGAUUGAAAAAAUGGGGAAACCAGCCUCAAAAGGAGUUCCAAAAAUGGCACCAAAAUAUAGAGUGAGAAAUAAUGGGCUGACUGAAGAGCAUCUUGAAAGUGAUCAGAGGACACCAUUUUCUGAAAUGCAGGAUUCAAAGACAGAUUGUAAAUUCUCAUCUGCAGUCCCACAUAUCAGCAAAUGGGAAGUGGAUGAUCUUGUUGAAGAGGCACCGUAUACGAUGCGGAAGACUAGAAGCAGGACAAGAAUCAAUGGCUUAGAAACAACUUUCAAUAACACAAAAGGACAUCAGCCUUGGAAUUUAUUGAAUGGAAAUUCAGGUCUGGUGGAAAGUACUUUAGAGCAUUGUAGAACUUUUGGAAAGGUAAAGAAGAAAGAAAUAUCAGACAGCAUGGAUAUGCGAGAGGCACCAACUCUUGAUGAAAAUGUUGGACGUUACAAGGGAGAAAAUGGUCUUGCAGGAGGAAACACAACUUUCAAAAAUCCAGAACAAAGUGCGCAAAGGGCAAAGAUAUUAUCAGAGCACUGGAGAGGACAGCUGCAAGAAAUGCCAAGGAAAAGAGCAAGUAUAAUAUCUUCUAGAGAUUUAUGUAAUUAUCCUCAAAUGCUUGAUGUUUCUUUGAAUGCUGAGGGGCAGGUACAAAAAUUAGACAAAAAGAAGAUAAAUCGUUUUGAUUUUCAUAAAAAGCCAAUCAAUCAGUACUGGGAGUCAUUUGAUCAGGAUACUGGUUUAACUGAGCAUCAGGGAUUGCCUUUUGGGCAUGAAAUGAUCCUUGAUGAUAAAGAGCUAGAUAAUAAAGAACUACAAAUAUAUGAAGAUAAAAAAGGGAGAAAAGAAUGUAGUAAAAUCUUGGAGCAACCGAAGAAAAAUCAAUCGUUAAAAGGCUUCCUCAGAUUUACAGUAAAGCAAAAGAUUCUCCCAGAUGAACACAAGCUAGAACAUCAGCCAGAGUGCCUUGGAGGUCAGUCAGAACGUGUUGAAAAUCAAAGAAAUGCAUUGGAAACUUCUUUGUCUCUAGAUAAAUCAAGAAGAUCUCAAGAAGGGAAGAAAAAGAAAAGAAAGAAAAGACAACUUGAUGAUGUAAUGACCUUUGAUCUAGAGAAGAUACACGAAGAAUCUGCAAGUUUUGAUAGCCCCAAAGAAGGCAUGGAGACUUUUAAAGGAUAUCAAGGGGCAAUCAAGAACACAAGAAAAAGUGAGACAAAAGAAAUGUUAUCACCCCAGAGGGAAGAAUCUGAGGAUACCUUUUCUGGUGGUACUGAAGGAAAACGUGUCUCAAACUCACAUAAUGUUACUCUUACAAGCUUAUGCCACCAAUCAGGUAAAGGUACAAUACUGCAGAAGAAAACUAAGAAAAAUAUGAAAGAUGAUAUUAAUGUCCUUGAUGCUGGAGUGUCAUAUGGGUCACAUGUUGAUGCUCAGUCUAUUUUGGGAAAGCAAGCAGAAGAAGAGCCACUGAUGACCGUGGCUAAUAGGACUUCAAAGGAAGAUGCUGACAUCCUUACGAGGGUCACAAAAUCAUAUGGGAUGUGCAAUUCUAAUCUCAGUCGACAUCAUCAAGUGGGUAGACUAAAGCCCUUGAAGAAAGGGGCUAAGAAGAAGUUGGAGGAUUCCAAAGUCCUUGAUGUGAUGGCCAAGUCCCAUGGAAGUCAGGUUAGUCCUCAGUCCACUAUUUGCUUGGAUUUACAAGAAUGUAAGACUGGGAAUAGAAAAGCUAAGAAAGUUGAGGCUGAUCCUGAAGCUCUCAAUGGAAUGCCAGAGUCAAAUGUACUGCAGUGUAAUGAUUCUCCCAGUUUGUACCAGCCAUCAGAUGAUGACAAAUCUGAGGAAAACCAAAUUUGUAAGAAGAUGGAUAAAACUACCGGAUCCUUAAUGUCCUUAUCUUUGAAGCAAGCUAGCAUAGCCAAUAAAGUAACAUCAGAUGCAAAGGCCAUAAAGAAGUCCUCUCCUUUUUCUAUGCCUCCUGUUGUUUCUAGUUUCUCAUUCUCUAUCUUGCAUUUCCUGUCUGCAGUUAGAACAGCUAUGGUUUCACCUAUGGCAGAAGAUAUUUCAGAAGUGGUAAAUCAUUCUGAAAAAAGUGAUGGGGAGAGAGAGAGCUCAGAUCAGGAGGGACAGUUUAUAAUAUCAUGUGAUGGGAAGGUUGAGGAACACAAUUCUGUGAUACCAAACCAUUCCUGUGAUGGUCAGCCUGACAAGUGCACAAGAGGUUUAGUUUCCAGUCAUUUAGAAUGUGAAAGACAAGCUACUCCAUAUUCUAUUCCUUUCCGAGAAAUUGUAAAGCGAGUUCAAAUGAAUCCAGGAGACCAUUGUGUCCUUGAAAUAAAAGGGCCACUACAGGAUCUGGUUCGUGGAGUCUUGAAAAUUUUUGCUUCAAAGACAGCACCUCAAGGAGUUAAGGGUUGGAAGCCCCUUGCAGUCUAUGAUAAAUCCACCAGGAGUUGGUCAUGGCUUGGCCCUGUAAAUUCUAGUUCACCAGGACACGAGUCUCUUGGAGUCCAAACUUCUUCUGAAGCAUGGGGCGUUUCUCAGAAGAUGCUUUUAAAAUUGGUUGAGGCAUUUGCAAAUUGGCUGAAGAAUGGGCAAGAAACUCUUCAACAAAUCGUCCUUCUACCUUCUCCACCACAACCAUCAAUGCUGACUUGUCUAGAUGAGAAGGAAAGAUUUCGGGACUUGAGAGCUCAGAAGAGCUUAAUUACUAUCACUCCGAGCUCUCCGGACAUGAGAGCCUAUUUCCGUAGACAGGAAGUUUUACGAUAUUCAGUUCCAGAUAGGGCCUUUGCUUACACUGCUGCAGAUGGAAGGAAAGCAGUUGUUGCUCCAUUGAGGAGAUGUGGCGGUAAGCCUGCAUCAAAGGCUCGGGACCAUUUUAUGCUUAAGCCUGAUAGGCCACCUCAUGUGACAAUACUAUGUCUUGUCAGAGAUGCGGCUGCUAGAUUGCCUGGGAGCAUUGGCACAAGGGCAGAUGUCUGUACACUCAUUCGGGAUUCUCAAUAUAUUGUAGAAGGUGUAUCAGAUGCACAAGUUAACCAGGUCGUUAGUGGAGCUUUGGAUCGUUUACAUUAUGAGCGUGAUCCAUGUGUGCAAUUUGAUGGGGAGAGGAAAUUGUGGGUUUAUUUACACACUGAAAGAGAUGAAGAAGAUUUUGAAGAUGAUGGGACAUCAUCAACAAAGAGAUGGAAAAGGCAAAAGAAGGAAAAUACUGAUAACUCCGACCUUGGGCCUCGCAAUGAUAGCAUUUAUCAUUGCAGGGAUGAACAGGGUGCUUGUGGUUCAGGCCUUGGUUUUGAUUUUUGUUCUUCUAAUUAUAAUGGCGAAUCUUCAUCUAUAUAUUCUGGUGGCAAGGCAGAGCUAGUGUACAAUAGGAAUGGCUCUUUAACUAGUCCCCGUGUUCUUAGGAGUUUCAAUGAAUCAAAUAUGGAAGAGGGUAUGGUACCAUUUAUAGAGCUUCCUCCAUCCAUACACUCAAUUCCUGGUAGUAUGCGUGAAAGUCAUCCAAUGGGGUGGGAGGUGCUUGAACUAAAUCCAUUGAAUCAUGGAUCAAAUCUUAAAACUCAUGAGCACAUAUCCGAUGGAGAUUUUGAUAAUGAUUCCUUUAGCAGACAGAGAGCCACUGAACUUCUAAGUACCAGCUUGCUAUGAAGAUCCAAAUGAUAUAUUUCAAAGUUUUAGAACUUGGAAACAUAUUUGGAAUUCUCAAGGCUUAUGUUACUUUUUUGAUUGAAUGAUCAUGCAUGCCACCAAUCUGGGAAGACAUUCAUUAUACCCUUCCACCUUUUCAUUCUUAACAAUUGAGUUUUUACUUCCAGAGGAGUUUGGUUCUCCUCUAUUGGUUAUAUUAUUUGUUGACGGGUUUUGAAAAUAUGCCAGUUUUUGUUCCAAUCGGCAUGUUUGUAGAUAAGUCAUUAUGAUUUCUUCAGCAGUGAGUGUGCCCUGCUGAUUUUGUUGUAUAUUCUUGUUCUUCACUGUACAUAAAAGAAUAAGUUUUCUUUUGAUAAAGGUUAUAUAGAAAAUAUUAACACAAAGGACAUAUUGCAUACCUGUUAAGUUUCUGUAGUAUGCUCGUUUCAAUAGGGCUCGAAAAACUAACAAGUUUAAAAUAAAAGGUAAAAGGUGCAAAGGGACAACCUUAUAUGGUUGAAAUAGAAUCAUUUUCUUACCAUGGCCAACCAUGAAUUGUAUUUAUAAGAGGCUCAUAUUGUCAUUGAUAUAUUAUGACUUGCAUAAUUUUUUA
This is a messenger RNA of Cryptomeria japonica (Japanese cedar), 5812 nucleotides long. RefSeq lists its product as uncharacterized. NCBI's taxonomy places the organism in Eukaryota, Viridiplantae, Streptophyta, Pinopsida, Cupressales, Cupressaceae. The coding region runs from base 727 to 5220 and encodes 1497 amino acids. The record is from RefSeq and is a predicted model, not a curated record. Gene Ontology annotation, cellular component: Ino80 complex. The transcript has 3 exons.